Messenger RNA from Anthonomus grandis grandis, 2943 nucleotides. Its product is annotated as sodium-independent sulfate anion transporter. Gene Ontology annotation, biological process: transmembrane transport. Gene Ontology annotation, molecular function: sulfate transmembrane transporter activity. Lineage: Eukaryota; Metazoa; Arthropoda; Insecta; Coleoptera; Curculionidae. The coding region runs from base 868 to 2727 and encodes 619 amino acids. Gene Ontology annotation, cellular component: membrane. The record is from RefSeq and is a predicted model, not a curated record. The transcript has 11 exons.
GCAUUAAACUGGCCUAGAGUUAAACCUGGAGAGUUAGAACUGUAAUCAACCACAGCGCCAAGAUUGUCACUCAAAAAGUAGCAAGAAAUGACGUGUCACUUGAAACUCAAAAAAAAACAUGGCAAUUAAUUGUCAUUUUGACCCUUUGUAAACCAAAGAUUUAUUCGUUUUGUAAAUCUUUUGUAGUAGAAAGAACUGCGUAAGAAAUAAAAUAGUCAAGGCAGUUCAGCUCAAAACUGAGAAACAACAUACAGUACAAACCCAAAAAAAUCUACAUAAUUGCCAUAUGACUCAAUAAAAAUUGAUGCACUUUUAGGAAAAGAAAUUCCUGACACUACUUUAUUUGAUAAUAAAAAAACAUUUGAAUUAUCUUCAACUGCCUGUAAGAGAAACAUUAUUCUAUUUAUUCCAGGCAGUUGAAAGCCACGAUAGAAAUCUGCCGAGUAUUAAAAAAAAUAUAUAAAUUACCUUCCACUGCCUGUAAGUAAGUUAAAAUUACUUAGAUCACUACUAUCAAAAUAAAUCAGAAAGAGAAUUGGUAAAAGAGACUUCACAAUCCAAGUGAGAGUGUUUCUCUUUAGGUCUCAAAAUCCGAACUUUUUAAAUAGGACCCGGUGCCGACAAUAUAUUCUACUCUUCAUUAAACUAGAAGAAUAUUUUAGAUGCUAUAUAGAAUUCGCGGAGAUGUGGCAGAGAAGAUGACUUUCACGAGGUCAACGUUUUCAGAAGAAACGCGUUAAUUUGACCAAUUUUACGGGUGGGAAUUAAAUUUAAAAAAAAACAAAACAAGAGAAACAUCUGGAUUAGAAGUAGUAUAAAUUAAAGAGAAAAGAGGCAGGUUUAACUCAGAAGAUUUUUCAAAUAAAAAUGCCCAACCUCAGACCACUAAAGUCCUUCGUGAAACGUCGCAUCCCGAUUCUACAAUGGGCCCCCCAAUACAACACAAAGAAACUCUUAAGCGACUGUAUCGCGGGAUUCACCGUGGGGCUCACCGUUAUGCCCCAGGCGUUGGCUUAUGCCACUUUAGGUGGACUCGAACCGCAAUAUGGGCUAUAUUCGGCCUUCGCAGGUUGUUUUAUAUACGCCAUCUUCGGGAGCAUAAAGGAUAUUACUAUAGGGCCGACCGCCCUUAUGGCCCUGAUGACUUACCAGCAAGUGAUGAAUAGGAAUACGGAUUACGCCAUUUUGUUGUGCUUUUUAUCGGGCGUGGUGCAACUGAUUAUGUCGAUUUUGCACUUAGGUGUUCUGGUGGAUUUCAUUUCUAUACCAGUAACGGUCGGUUUCACGUCCGCAACGUCCGUGAUCAUCGGCAGCUCGCAGUUUGCCAGUUUGCUGGGCCUCAAGAUAUCCGCCAACGGAUUCUUCGACACCAUGACCAAACUCUUUCAAAACAUUCAUCUCACUAAAAUGGCGGAUUUCGGACUGGGCAUCGGAUGUAUUGUAUCAUUGUUGUUAUUAAGAAAACUAAAAGACCUAAAAGUCCACAAGGCGGGCACAAAACCGACAAAAUCCCAAAAAUCCAUCAACUACACCCUGUGGCUGAUCUCGACCUCGAGAAAUGCCAUUGUGGUGAUCCUGUGCAGCACCGUCGCUUACCUCUACGAGACCCAAGGGACCGGAUCCCCGUUUCGGCUAACCGGAACCGUGAAAUCCGGACUUCCGGAGUUCAAAGUGCCACCAUUUAGCACCGUAUUGAAUAACACCACUAAAACAUUUCCGGAUAUGCUGGCGGAUUUGGGCAGUUCGGUGUUUCUGGUGCCGGUCAUCGCUGUACUUGGAAACGUUGCCAUCGCAAAAGCAUUCGCUAGCGGAGAAAUCAUUGACGCCACUCAAGAGCUCUUAACGUUAUCGUUCUGCAACAUUAUCGGCUCGUUCUUCUCCUCUAUGCCGAUUACCGGCUCGUUUUCCAGAUCGGCCGUUAAUCACGCCAGUGGGGUGCAAACGUGCUUCGGGGGUGUCAUUACAGGAAUAAUGGUACUCCUGGCCCUCAGUUUCCUCACGCCCUACUUCGCCUAUAUCCCGAAAGCCUCCCUGGGGGCGGUCAUAGUCUGCGCCGUCAUUUUCAUGAUCGAAUACGAGGUGGUGAAACCGAUGUGGCGCUCCAGCAAGAAGGAUCUCUUAUCCGCCUUCGCCACCUUCGUUUUUUGCCUCAUCAUUGGCGUAGAGUACGGCAUUUUGGUCGGGGUGAGCAUCAACAUCAUGUUCCUGUUAUACCCCAGUGCCCGGCCGGGAGUACAUGUGGAAAAAUGCUGCACGUCGAGCGGAAAAGAGUAUAUCCUGAUAACGCCCGGUAACGCCCUGUACUUCCCGGCGGUUGAUUUUAUUAAGACCAGCGUUGCCAGAGCGGGGGUUUUAUCGCGCCAUCUGCCAGUAGUUAUCGACUGUCAGUUUAUUUUAGGGGCUGAUUUUACGGCUGCCAAAGGGAUUUCCGCCCUCAUAAGCGAGUUCAGGAUGAGGAAACAGCCCCUGUAUUUCCUAAAUGCCCGGUUAGAAGUGGUUUCGGUGUUCCAAGGCGUAAUGUCCGAUGAUUUUGUUUAUUUUAACUGUAAAACGAAGUUGGAGAAUACUAUAGAAGAAGGUUAUCCACUGUCAGAAGAAGAAGAACAGUUACUAAAAUCAGAUAAUGACAAUUCGGUGUCAAGGACUGUAGAGCUAAAAGAGGUUUCAUGUGAAAACUCUUUAUCUCGCAGAAAACACUCCGUAAAUAACCCUAAUAACAUCACGUAAAUCCAUGGUAUGUCCUGUAAUAAGGACACUCGUAUUAUCAGUAUUUAAUGAUUUCCAAGGCCAAAACCAUAAGAGUAUGGAAAUCAACCAAUUUUAGUUAGUUAUACCAUUCCAUCUCUCUUUAUGUGUCUUUUUUUUUAACUAUUUAUUUUGUACAUAUUUUUUAUUGUUAGUUAUUGGUUCGCAUUAAAAAAAAAACUUUUUUUAAGUAUAAAA